Molecule: messenger RNA, 655 nt
Organism: Phyllopteryx taeniolatus (common seadragon)
Lineage: Eukaryota; Metazoa; Chordata; Actinopteri; Syngnathiformes; Syngnathidae
Gene: med31
Product: mediator complex subunit 31
Exons: 4
Coding region: 135-575 (146 amino acids)
Biological process (GO): regulation of transcription by RNA polymerase II
Cellular component (GO): mediator complex; core mediator complex
Molecular function (GO): transcription coregulator activity
Source: RefSeq, a predicted model, not a curated record
GUCGGUAAAGGCACGUACCUUCCGUUCAUUUCCGGCAAACAUGUCCAUGUUUUCUUGCGGCUAAACGACAACACAAAGCAACAAACGGACGCUUUUUUCCAUUUUUGCUUCCUCGGUACACAUUUGCCCUCGAAAUGAGCAACUCUAUUGUCUUUGCUUCGCAACUUGAGGCGGUCAUGGAAACAGAGGAGCAGGCGAGGAACCGCUUCCAGUCAGAGUUGGAGUUCAUCCAAUGUUUGGCCAACCCGAACUAUCUCAAUUUCCUGGCUCAGAGGGGCUUUCUGAGGGAGAGACCUUUCAUCAACUACCUCAAAUAUUUGUUGUACUGGAAGGAACCUGACUAUGCAAAGUUUCUCAAGUACCCGCACUGCCUGCACAUGCUGGAGCUGCUGCAGUACGAGCACUUCCGCAAGGAGCUGGUGAACGCGCAGUGCGCCAAGUUCAUCGACGAGCAGCAGCUGCUGCACUGGCAGCACUACUCGAGGAAGCGCACGCGGCUGCAGCAGGCGCUCGCCGAGCAGCAGCCGCCGCAGCAGCAGGCGCCGCCGACGCACGCCAACGCCGCCGCCAAGUGACCGACGCCUGUUUUAUUGUUUUUGCCAUAAAAAGUCUGAAAAUGCUGGGAAAAAAAAAGAAUAAAUUGGUAUUUAUUUUG